Molecule: messenger RNA, 1815 nt
Organism: Leguminivora glycinivorella
Lineage: Eukaryota; Metazoa; Arthropoda; Insecta; Lepidoptera; Tortricidae
Exons: 4
Coding region: 43-1671 (542 amino acids)
Source: RefSeq, a predicted model, not a curated record
AAUUGUGAACAACCUACUACGCUUCAUUCAAGUUCUAACACGAUGAAACCACUUGCUAAAUCCACACCGACAGCAAAUGAAACAAAGAAGAAACCGUCGCGUCAGCACCUUCUUUGGCAACCUGAUAAGGACCCUUUAAUAGUCCCUAAGAUAAUAAGGCAGUAUACAAGAAAGAAAAAGGCAGAUACUGUAGAGUCACUAAAUAACUGCCAACUGGCCAGUACAACCAGUACAAAUGUUGCUGCCACAUCCCCAGAGCAAAAUAAUGAACAAACAAAUUGCACAUCCUUAGUCAAUAAUCAUGAAGAAAUCAUGGGAAGACUUUAUGAUAUUGAAAUCAUGGAUGUUGAUGUUAAAAUUGAAAAUCAUGUUAAAACUGAAGAAAAACCUGUAUCACUGAAUGAAGUCAUAUUAGAUAGAACCGCUAACAAUCACGCUAUGGCAGAUCAACCUGAUGAACCUAUGGGUCUCACAGAUCUUCCACCACCUUCAACAAGCAACAUGACGCAAGAUGCUGCUGUAUCAACGUCUGCAAUGCCAUUCGCUGAACCACUAAUAACUGCUGCUCCAAAGUCGAAGGCACAGAGACAACGUGAGUACAGACAACGUAUUGCAGCGUCCAGAACUCCUGCAGAAGUGAUUACUGCGAGAGCAGCGGAGACCGCAAGAAAACGCAAUUACAGACUACGUGUAUCUGCUGGUUGGUUACAAUCAACGACUGCAUCCUCAUCUUCUGCAACUGGCAGGUCAACUUUGGCAGCAGAACCAGUACAAACCACUGUACGACCAAGUACUUCUUCAGAUUUAGUACAAGUACAACAGGCACAAUCUACUUGGAACACGAAAUGGAAGGUCUCGAUCAAGAGAUUUAAAUCAACUUUUCUGGACAAUGAAUUUGGCUACGCUUGCUCGGUUUGCGACAAACUGUGGUUCAAGAAUGACCUCAAGCCCAUCACUGCAGCAAACCUAGAGGUGAUGUCGGAUUGGGUUGUCAAAGAAAAUCGUCAACUGUGCAGAGAAAAAUACGAAUUGGUCUGCAACACGUGUAAACUCAACACCCCGGACCUGUAUCUACAGUUCCAGAAAAUAACAGAGACCAUUGUCAACGAAGCGGCCAGAAUCAAUGUCAACGGGCUAAAGAAACUCAUGCGAAAAGCUUUAGACAUGAUGGACGUUAUAAACAACUAUGUCGAAGAUGAUGAUGAUGAAAUCACUAGCUCCAACUCCGUAUUAAAAAUGGAUUCUGAUAAAGAUAAUUUACAAGACGAUGUGAAGUUAGCUUUAGCUAAUUUUAAAAGAAAAUCAGAUUUAUCGAAUGAAAUAUCUCCUAAAAGAAGCAAAAUUUUUCAAAGCACUGAAAACUUGAAAACGCCUAAAAAUAACAGAUCUUUUACUAUAGAAAAUAAAAAUGUUUCGCCGAAUCAGUCUAAAUUCAUAGACACUUUUCAAGAUUUCGUUGGGAAAAGUUUAGCAAAGAAAGAUGAUAGGACGGUGAAAGUCAGUAAAAAGACGCCUCCGGUCAAAACUAAAAUUGGUCAGUAUAAACCUAAAAGCCCUCCUAAGAAAGUAUCGUUCUCUCCAGCUAACAUUUCUCCUAAAAACGUUAAGGAUAUUGAAUAUGAAGUGAAAGAACAAGAGAAUGACUGCAAUAUAUUGAUUUUAAAGAUUUAGGAAAACUAAGUCCCUUAAGGGCAUUUUUAGAAUUUGGGACCCCCCAAUUAGCGUAAGUAUGUUAACAAAAAUUAACUCGCUGUCAGUUUUGUGACGACAAUUAAGCAUAAAAUUUACUUUUUUCACAUUUAAAUGUAGAUUAUC